Molecule: messenger RNA, 1278 nt
Organism: Eurytemora carolleeae
Lineage: Eukaryota; Metazoa; Arthropoda; Copepoda; Calanoida; Temoridae
Exons: 18
Coding region: 199-1233 (344 amino acids)
Source: RefSeq, a predicted model, not a curated record
UGUGGUUGGAGAGAAGGUGUGGAAGAAUGUUAUGAGAAACCUAAAACCUUGAUAUUUGAUAAACCAGAAGAGGUCUGCACAAUUCAACCAAGACAGGUUUGUAAAUUUGUUACCCGCCUGGUUCCCCAGCUAAAGGAAGUAGAAACCUGUUUAGAUGUGCCAAAAGAAGUUUGUAACAGAGUCCUUAGAUCUCCAAGAAUGGUUGAGUAUCCAGUUGUAACAAGAUGGUGUUACAACUACAACAGUCCAGAAAACAGCUGUUCCGACACGUGUAAAACAGCUGCAUUGGCAGGGGAAUGUCUUCCAGAAUGUGAAAAAUUCAGUUCUGCCGAGUGCUGUGCAAAAAUACCAACCUGCCCUCAAAAAUGUCUAAAGGCGGCCCAAACAGGGGAGUGUCUCCAAGACUGCGACCAGUACACGAGUAUUCAAGGUUGUAAAUGUGACCGAAAAUGUCCCCAAAAGUGCUUGGAAGCUGCUGAGACAGGGUUUUGUGACCCGGAGUGCACCGAUUUCCAGGAUAUCCCCGAGUGCAAAUGUGUCAGACAAUGUCCGGCAAUGUGUACUUCGUUUAUUCAAUCAGGAGAAUGUCAGGAAAUGCCUGAAAUUUGUUUAUCCUUCUCAGAUCUUGAUGAGUGCUCUUGUAAACAGGUUUGCCCGGCAAAGUGUCGUGAGACUUUAGAGAAAGCAAGUUGCUCUGCCUUCAAAGAACAGGGGUGUCAGAAAUUCAGUUCUAUAUCUGGAUGUGAGUGCUCUAUAACCCAAGAACCUCAGGAACCCCUGAACCCCCUUGAACCCCAGGAACCACAGCAACCCCUGGAACCCCUGGAAUCACAGAAACCCCAGGAACCCAAGGAACCCCAGGAACCACAGGAACCCCUGGAACCCCUUGAACCCCUUGAACCCCAGGAACCACAGCAACCACAGGAACCCAAGGAACCCCAAGAACCCCUGGAACCUCAGUCUGCAGAGGAUAUCUUCUCCUCCCAACCUUUCUGUCCUGAGAAGUGUAUAGAUGCAGCAGCUCAGGGGGAUUGUCUUUUCGAUUGCAGGGAGUUCUCUGGCGACCCUAACUGCUGUGCCCCAAAAUGUCCUGCUAAGUGCACAAGUAGAGCAAAGCGGAGGGGUGUUUGCGCGGCGGAAGGCGUUCCUGAGUGUAAGAAUGUUCCUGGCUGCUGCCCUGAACUAUACACAGCUCUUUUUGGAAGUCCUGCUUUUUUCAAAGACAAUUUUUAAACUGUCAUAAAAGUGUUUAGUUUUUUUAAUUAUAUGAUUACUAAA